AUGGAAGAAUGUCGAGCUGCCUCGACACCACUCGAACACGGGCUAAAAUUGUCAAAAGAAGAUAGCGCCAAGUCACCAGACGAAAAGGCAAGGAUGAUCAACGUGCCAUACCGGCAACUCAUAGGAUCGCUGAUGCACUUGGCGCUGUAUACGCGACCAGACAUCAUGCACGCAGUAACGAAGCUAUCGCAAUACAACACAGAUCCUGGCCAACUACAUUGGAAUCAAGCCAAGCACAUAUUGCGCUACCUGAGCGGAACCAGAGACUACGCCCUAUCAUACCGUGCCGAGAAGGCACCUGCAAUUCAGAUCUACAGCGACACUGACUGGGCAGGCGACCUCGACGAUAGACAUUCGUACUCAGGAACGGUCGUCGCCUUGGGCCAGAGCGUGAUCCAGUGGAGAUCGGCGAAACAAAAGAGUAUCACCACUUCAAGCAUGGAGGCGGAAUACGUCGCAUUAUCUACAGGAGUGAAGGAAGCCAUUUGGAUCCAGAUGUUCAUCACCGAACUGGGUAUGUCAGAACUACUUCCUCAAACCAGUGAAUUGCGAUGCGACAACCGAGCGGCGAUAGACUUCUCGAAGAACUGCGUCGAGAAGGGGCAUACGAAGCAUAUCGAUAUUGCCCAUCAUUUCGUACGCGAAAAACUAGACGAAAAGACAAUCACAUUGUCUUACAUCGCAUCGAACGAGAAUCCGGCGGACAUCAUGACGAAGCCACUACGACGGGUUGCACAUCAAGGAGGAGUGCAUAAACUUGGAUUGAACGUCGCAAAAGUGGGGGAUUGA
Solenopsis invicta (red fire ant) is the source of this 789-nucleotide messenger RNA. Its product is annotated as secreted RxLR effector protein 161-like. The coding region runs from base 1 to 789 and encodes 262 amino acids. The record is from RefSeq and is a predicted model, not a curated record. The transcript has a single exon. Lineage: Eukaryota; Metazoa; Arthropoda; Insecta; Hymenoptera; Formicidae.